UUCUCGCGAAUCGCUGAACUAACCGCCGUACUCGUAAUGUCCCGUUAUGACCCAACAACGCGCACCUGGUACGGUCCGAAGCAGCCUCCGGUCCUCAAUCCGGCUGCCAGCAUCGGCCAAGUGAUUGUGAACAUUCUCGAGCGAACACCGGAAAAGUUGAUCCAGCUGGAUGCCGUCACCGGAGAAGAGUACACCUGCGACAAGCUUCGUCUCCACAUGAUCCGGACCGCAAUAAAUCUCGCGCAAGUGUUCAAAAUCUCCAAAGGCGACAUGGUCUGUAUGGUGCUGGACAACCGGUCGUGCGUGAUGCCGGUUCUCUUCGGAUGCUUCCUCGUCGGAGCACCCGUUCACACGCUGGACGCCUCGUUCCAGGAGUCCGACCUGACCCACCUGAUGGGUCUCACCAAACCAAAACUGGUGUUCUGCACCGAACACAAUCAGUCUACGGUUCAAAACGCCAUCAAACUCAUCCAAUCAGAAGCCCAACUCAUCGUUCUUGACGGAUCGGAAAACCAUAAGCGAAUCUUCGCAACGCACGACGCCGAGAAGCUCUACCGACCGCCGUAUCUCGGCGAUUCGGACCAGACGAUCGCAGUCGUCGUAUGCUCCUCGGGAACCACCGGACUUCCAAAGGCCGUUUGCGUAACGCACGCCCAACUGAUCGCACCCUAUUCCAUGAUCAGCCACAUGGAACCCAGCACCGUGCUGUGCUUCAGCUCCCUGUACUGGAUCUUCGCCUUCCAGAUGCUCCUGCUGACCGUGUUCAACGGGUUCAAGCGGGUCAUCACGACGCGGCCUUUUAGCCCGGCGUACGCUUGCGAGCUGGUCAACCGGUACGAGGUGACCAAUGCGUUCGUUCCGCCGCCGAUGCUGGCCGAGAUGGUCGAGUACUGCGAGGUGCGCCAGAUGAAGCUGCCCACGUUGAAAAUGGUGGGCGUUGGAGGGAGUUCCUUGCCGGAAUCGCUGCGGAAGCGGGCCAAUGCCUUGAGCCCGAAUGGGCGGGUGUUCGUGGGAUAUGCUAUGAGUGAAACCGGCGGCAUUAUGUCUUUGGGACUGCUGGAGAAGCCCAACUCGGUGGGGAUUCUGAUGCCGAACGUCAGCAUGAGGAUUGCCGCCGAUGAUGGCACCCUGCUCGGCCCAGGCGAGGAAGGCGAAAUCCAGAUCCGCUACAUCCACCCAUUCGUCGGCUACUACGGCAACGAAGAAGCUACCCGAGCGCUGCUCACCGCCGACGGUUUCAUCAAAUCCGGCGACAUUGGCUGCAUGGACAGCACCGGCUUUCUGUUCAUCACCGAUCGAAAAAAGGAGAUGAUUCGCCACAGGGGCUACCAGAUUGCACCGGCCGAACUGGAAGCGCUUCUGAUGGAGAUUCCCGGUGUGGUGCAGGCGGUGGUGGUGGCUACGCCGGAGAAGAAGCCGCCGCAUGACGAUUUGCCGGCGGCUUUGGUGGUUCGGAGUGCCGAGGGCAUGGCGACGGUCAGGGAGGAGGAUGUCUUGGAGUACGUGAAUGGGAAAGUUCCGGACUAUAAGCGACUGCGGGGCGGAGUGUUCUUCGUGAAGGGGUUGCCGACCACCGCCAAUGGGAAGAUCAACCGGAUGGCGGCGAAAAAGCUGGUUCCGGUUUAGGCGAGGGCUUUCACAAUCGGUUACAAUGGCUCUGGAGAUAAGCUAGAAGUUAUGUUUCAUUUUGCUGUAUUUUUUGUUAGAUUUUCUCCUGUCAUGUGUUUCUUUCUUUACAGAAUUUAAGUGUUUGUUUUCCUAGUGGCUUUCCACAAUUGGUUUUAUCUAUUCUACUAUUUUCUACUAUGAGUCUAUCGGUUUGUUUUUGUUCCGUUGAUUUCCUCCGGAGAAAAAUAACAAUAAUUGUCUGAACAGUUGUUUGCAAACAAUUAAACGUUCAAAGAGAGAUUAGCGCGAAAAAAAGUUUUGUGCAAAAACUGACCAUCUAACUCUUAUGACAUAGUAUCUGCUACCAAGUUGCUCUAGGAAACAAAAGUUAAAAAAUAUAAAAUAUAAAUAAUCGUUUAAGGUGUUAUCUGUGUAAAAACAAGAAGAUAAAUAAAAUUUAAGUUUUCCGUGUAAAUAAGGGUGCAGCGAAUCAGCGCCCUCGGUGCACUGUGAUUCGAAACACGAAAACCCCUAUCUUCGACAUUUUCAGUGUGAAAAAGGUGAAAAUCAGACCAUUAUUUUUACAUUUUCAUGCUAAAAAGGUCGACGAUCAUGUUUUCCUCGCAAUUUGAACCACUGUGCAGCGACGCAAAAAAAAAAAAAUCAAAACAAAACAAUAAACAAUAAUAAUCUACCCCAUAUAAAAUAA
Messenger RNA from Aedes albopictus (Asian tiger mosquito), 2317 nucleotides. RefSeq names its product probable 4-coumarate--CoA ligase 1. The coding region runs from base 37 to 1626 and encodes 529 amino acids. The transcript has 2 exons. Gene Ontology annotation, biological process: fatty-acyl-CoA biosynthetic process; long-chain fatty acid metabolic process. NCBI's taxonomy places the organism in Eukaryota, Metazoa, Arthropoda, Insecta, Diptera, Culicidae. The record is from RefSeq and is a predicted model, not a curated record. Gene Ontology annotation, molecular function: long-chain fatty acid-CoA ligase activity.